AUGGCGGCUUCGCUUGUGGCGGUGAUGGUGCUUGUGCUGGUGGCUGCCUGCCUCGCUGGCAAGCCCGACCUCCCCAACGUCGUCUGGCACGAGAAUGCCGCCGCUGCGAUCGGCACUGACAUUGCCGAGGUGGCCAGGAACACCGGUGUGGACGUGCCUGAGCUGCUGCGCCUCCUGACCGACCGCGACAUCGGCUAUGACAAGGUCAACAAGCGCCUGCUCUACGCGUGCGAGGGCACGGCUGUGCCCGCCGGCGCCACCCCUGCUGUGGCCCCUGGCUCUGCCACUGUUGGCGCCCCCGACCCCACUGACCUGACCCUGGCGUUCAAGCUGCACAGCCGCCCCGGCGCGCCGCGCCGCCUGGUGCUGGACUUCACUGGCCACACCACCACCGGCACAGCCUGGAACAGCGUGGUUCGCCCCAGCAUCGUGUCUCCGCCCUAUGACCUGGACGGCGUGCCGUCUGCUUUCAGCGACACCGAGCGCCGCAACAUCAUCGCCAUCUGGCGUGCCGUGGCAGAGGACUAUGCGGCCUUUGACGUGGACGUCACAACUGAGGAGACAGAUGCAAGCGGCGCCCAGCUCAACCUGGCCGACAACGGCGCCCGCGCCGUCAUUGGAGGGUCAUCCUUGGACUGGUAUGGCCAGCCCGCGGGCGGCGUGGCCUACGUGAACACCUUUGGCAACACUUAUUACGACCCUGCCUUUGUGUUCCCUGCCCAGCUGGGCUCCGGCUCCCCCAAGUACGUGUGGGAGGCCACCAGCCACGAGCUGGGCCACCGCCUGGGGCUGAACCAUGACGGCGACAACCUGGGCAACUCUUACUCUUCCGGCAGCGGCAUAUGGGCGCCAAUUAUGGGGGUUGGAUACGACAGGCCGGUCACGCAGUUUAGCAAGGGCGAGUAUGCGAACGCCAACAACAAAGAGGACGACCUCGCCAUCAUGACUGAUCCCACGCGCACCAUGACCAACGCCAAGGGCUUCCUGGCCUACCGCCCCGACGACCUCGGCAGCACCAUGGCCGCCGCGGCCCCCCUGGAGGGCACCCCCACCACCUCGGACCCCACUCGCAUGACCGCGGCUGCCGUUGGCAACAUCGAGCGCAGCGGCGACGCAGACUGGCUCUCCUUUGCGGCAGGCGCGGGGCCUGCGACUGUCAGCAUUGCGCUCACGCCGGCGUCUCCCAACGGCGAUGCGCGCGCCAACGUCGACUUGCGCUUGGAGGUGUGGGCGGCCGGCGCAGCCACGCCGCUGGUCACCUUCAACACUGCUGGCGCCCUGCUGUCUGACGCCAGGACCGUCACCCUGCCGGCGCCGGGCACGUACUAUGUCGCUGUCAUCGGCACGGGUGACACCGACUUCACCAGCUACGCCUCUCUGGGGGAGUACAGCGUGACCCUCCAGUACUCAAACCCCUCCAGCUCGCCGCCGCCCUCGCCCUCGCCCUCGUCGUCCCCCUCGCCGUCGCCGUCGCCGUCCCCCUCGCCGUCGCCCUCGCCGCCGCCAUCCAAAGAGAUCCGCUUGACCCUCUCGAGCUACUCUAUUGUGGUCGGCAAGAGCUCUGGCCUCGUCUCUACCACCACCUACGGGGUGAAAGUCAUCCUCGUUGCCAAGGAUGAAUACGGCACGCCCAUCACGGGCACCCCCGUCACAAUGGGCGCCACAUGGUCGUCUUCGGCUUACCUCGUGUCGUCUUCCAGGACGGCGACGUACACCACGUCCGCCGCGGGCACUUUCCAGGUGUUUGAUUCGCCCACCACUAGCCAAUCGCGCGGCAGCGCGACGCUGACGAUCAACUCGGUGUCCGCCAGCCCCUUGACUUGGAACAAGGCCGCAUCGACGUCUGUGAUGACCUUCAAUUGGCCUUAA
Messenger RNA from Monoraphidium neglectum, 1869 nucleotides. RefSeq lists its product as hypothetical. Bases 1 to 1869 code for a protein of 622 amino acids. Gene Ontology annotation, molecular function: metallopeptidase activity. Lineage: Eukaryota; Viridiplantae; Chlorophyta; Chlorophyceae; Sphaeropleales; Selenastraceae. The record is from RefSeq and is a predicted model, not a curated record. The transcript is spliced from 5 exons.